This is a messenger RNA of Prinia subflava (tawny-flanked prinia), 1165 nucleotides long. RefSeq names its product V-set and immunoglobulin domain-containing protein 4-like. Gene Ontology annotation, biological process: negative regulation of macrophage activation; negative regulation of T cell proliferation; negative regulation of interleukin-2 production. Gene Ontology annotation, molecular function: complement component C3b binding. Lineage: Eukaryota; Metazoa; Chordata; Aves; Passeriformes; Cisticolidae. The record is from RefSeq and is a predicted model, not a curated record.
AUGGCCAUACAAAAAGCAGAAAAGGCCUUGGCUCUAGCUUUUCUGGACCUGAGUGGCCCCAGUGAGAUUAAAGGUGUCUGGAAGGAGUCUAUCACUCUGCCUUGUGCCUUUGUGCCUGUGGAGGACCUUGUACAGCAAACCCUCACCUGGACUAUGGUACAUGACAAGGGUUCAGGCAUCAUCUUUCAGAGAGAUGGCUCUGGUGACCACGUUCUCCUGUCUGAGCACAGGGACAGAGUCAGCAUUCCAAAGGAUGCCCCAGGAAAUGUGUCUCUCCUCAUCCUGAACCUGGACAUUUCUGACAGAGGAACCUACACCUGCCAGGUCACCUGGAGAGACAGCAACAACAGCCUGAUAGCAAAGGAGAUCACCACCAAAUUAGAGGUUGUUAAAGUGGCAGCCACCAAGCCCAUCAUCAGAGGUGGAGAGCUGGGGCUGAUGGUCCCGGCCAGAGCCAGCACCAGCCUGACCUGUGAAGCCAGUGCCCCUCCCAUCAGCUACCGCUGGUUCAGGAGCGCCCCGGUGGGCAGAGCUGUGCUUCUGAGUACUGGAGCUGAGCUGGCGUGGCCCAGCCUGCGGCCCUCGGGCAGCGGGGCAUACUUCUGCGAGGCGGAGAACAGGGCCGGGGCCGUGCAGCGCAGCGAUGCUGUGCAGCUGACCAUGACAGGUGAGUGCCCACAGCCACAGCUCAGAGGAGAACAUCCAUCUGCAGGGCAAACGAGCAGCAUCCUACUUCCCUGCCCGGAAAGAAGGAAAUGCUGAAUGCCUUCAGUGCUCUGACACAUCCCUCCCUGCUGGCUCAAGUCUGUGCCCUUCUUUAUUUCCUGUAUUCAGUUUCCUCCUUGUAACUGAAUUUCUUAGAAAUCGUGGACACAAUGUGCUGUGGAAUGAGAUUUGAGCUAUCUUAAACUGGGCUUCAGAUUUGAGCCUGCUAGGCCUCAGAUUUGGGCCUAUGUAGAAGUAGAUAAGCUUUGUGGCGCAGUUAGAAAUUAAGGUGUGGGCAUAGACUGUAUAGGACAGUUAGAGUGAAGAUACGGUAGCUGCCUUAAACUGAAAUAGUUUACAUACUUGUUCACUCUGAAUGCCAAUAAGAAUGCACCUGCAACUGUAAAUUAUUUUGCACUGUAUAAAACCAGCCAUUUCACGAAUAAAGAGGAGAACGUAU